Saccostrea cuccullata (small rock oyster) is the source of this 1596-nucleotide messenger RNA. RefSeq lists its product as uncharacterized. The coding region runs from base 1 to 1596 and encodes 531 amino acids. The transcript is spliced from 2 exons. Gene Ontology annotation, cellular component: nuclear RNA-directed RNA polymerase complex. NCBI's taxonomy places the organism in Eukaryota, Metazoa, Mollusca, Bivalvia, Ostreida, Ostreidae. Gene Ontology annotation, molecular function: RNA-directed RNA polymerase activity. The record is from RefSeq and is a predicted model, not a curated record. Gene Ontology annotation, biological process: siRNA processing.
AUGGCGGAACCAGCUAGUACAGAACUAUCAGAUGUCAGGAAAGAACGUUUUAAUUUGAAUUUAUUUUAUCUUAAGAGUGAAGAAUCAGUACACAAAUUUAUCAGGAAGUUACCGGGAACAAUAAAAUUCAUUGAUGCGAAAAGGUUGGAAAGAGAUGACAUCCAUACCUAUGCUGACCAUAAGAUCUCGUAUAAUGUGAUCUUUGAAUCGUCAAUGGAUAAUGCACUGGUGUUGUCGGAAGUCUUAAAACUAUGGGAGAUAAAUCUACGAUCGAUAGAAAGUAUGUCUUGGUUGCAACUUCUUCCAAGAAAAAGACUAUCUUGCAUGUCUCCCCAACAGUCACGAGAAAUUUUAGAAAAGGUUGAAAUUCUUGGUGGAAGCAUGAUCUCUCCGAUUAAUUUUGUAAGGCACUGGGAAACAGUUGCAUCCGUUGCAUCCGUUGAAUUUCAACAGGACAAGUCUUUGUUGGUCAUUGCAAACUCUGAAAUUAAGAUGGAAAUAAACAUGUGGUAUAACUUUCUCCACAACUUUAUUAUAGUUGAUUUACAAGAAAGUGAAACAAUUUUCUACAUCAAUGUGAAGUCUACACCAAAAUUAUUUCAAAAUACAGACUUUCAUUCGUACGAGGGAACAAAAAGAAUACCAGCCAGUGAAUAUGGAUAUGAAAAGUUUGGACACUUAGACUGUUUUUGCAUAAGGUUUAAGAAAAAUAGCACGAUUGUUUCUAGAAUCAGUUGUUUUUUGCAGUGUGUGGAUAUUUCCAUUGCUUAUGCUUGCAUGAAGGUUGACAAUUGCCAAGACGAGGUUACGGUAGAUUUUGAAGGGUUUGAAAUGGCAUAUGCAUGGAAAUCAAUGUGCUCACAGGGUUUUAAAGUUGUUGACCAUCUAACUCCUUCAGUCGUUGAGAAAAUAGUUCAAAUGGGAGUCAGUUCGCAUAUGUUGUGCAUAAUGGUAGAAAAUAUUGCAGAAAAACCAUUCAUUAAUUUCAUGGAUGAAUUUUCGAAAGCGACUGAAAUGACAAAACAGUUAAAGGAGGAGGAUGUUCCUCGGCAUUAUUUAAUGGUUAGGCGAGUUUUGUUGACACCUUCAAAGUGUGUAUUACUCCCAAAGGAGCCAAUACUUCAGAAUGGAAUUGUACGCCAGUACAAUGAAGAUUACUUCUUAAGGCUUGCAUAUCGCGAUGAGGAUUACAAAAGGCUUAAUGCUAUGCAGCCCUAUGGAUUAGAUUGCAUUUUUGCAGACUUGAAACGAUUCUUCAAUAAAGGUUUGACAAUUUAUGAUCGCCACUACGAAUUAUUAGGAUGUUCAAAUGGACAACUUCGAGAGCAUGGUUUUUGGUUCUAUAGCUCUCAUGAUGGGAUCACAGCAGCCUUUAUAAGAGAAAAACACGGUAACUUCUCUGAAGAGAGGAGUUUUGCAUCCUACGUUUCGCAUUUUGGACUCAGCUUCUCUGAAUAUAACCUCAAGUUAGAUGCUAAAAUAUGUACAGAGGAAGUGAUCUAUGAUAGAGAAUUUCAAAUGAGUGGGAUUUGUCUCAUAGAUUGCAUUGGAAAGAUCUCAACCAAAACAGCUACCGAGGUAAUUACUGAAUUUUAG